GGAUUCGGAUCAAAAUACUUUUUAAAUGAAAAAAUGAUUGAAUUGUGAGACGUGAUUAUCUGAACAGCGAGACUGCAAUGAAGACUCCCUGGAACGCAACCUAAAUUGCCGACGCAUGUGCAGUGAAUGCACUUCCUAUUCAGCUCACAGCGCUGCGUUUUCUUGAACCAAACUACUUUUCAACGUAAAAAAACAGAUUAGUAACCGCGUGUUGGCUCAAGACAAUCCAACGUCAUGAGCUUGUUUGGGCCAAGCGCUGGGUUUGGCGCGGGAGGAUUCGGAGCGGCAACCACGGACACACACAACCCAAUGAAGGAUGUGGAAGUAACCUCACCCCCAGAUGACAGCAUCAGUUGCUUGGCGUUUAGUCCCCCUGCCAUGCCAGGGAACUUCUUGAUAGGGGGGUCCUGGGCCAAUGAUGUGAGGUGUUGGGAGGUACAGGACAAUGGGCAGACAGUCCCCAAAGCCCAGCAGAUGCACACAGGUCCAGUCCUUGAUGUCUGCUGGAGCGAAGACGGAAGCAAGGUUUUCACAGCGUCUUGUGAUAAGACUGCCAAAAUGUGGGAUCUCAACAGCAACCAGGCAAUACAGAUCGCACAGCAUGACGCUCCUAUCAGAACAGUCCACUGGAUCAAAGCCCCCAACUACAACUGCAUCAUGACAGGCAGCUGGGACAAAACUCUGAAGUUCUGGGACACCCGCUCGCCCAACCCAAUGAUGUCCCUGCAGCUGCCGGAGAGGUGCUACUGUGCAGACGUGGUGUACCCCAUGGCAGUGGUAGCGUCUGCAGAGCGAGGUUUGAUUGUAUAUCAGCUUGAGAACCAGCCGUCUGAGUUCAGGAGGAUAGACUCACCACUCAAACACCAGGUGACUGGUUUCACAUACCAGCACCGCUGCAUAGCCAUCUUUAAGGACAAACAGAACAAGCCUGCUGGAUUUGCUCUUGGGAGCAUUGAAGGGCGGGUCGCCAUUCACUACAUCAACCCUCCUAACCCAGCCAAGGAUAACUUCACCUUCAAGUGCCACAGGUCGAAUGGAACCAACACAGCCACACCGCAAGACAUCUAUGCUGUGAAUGCCAUCUCCUUCCAUCCUGUCCAUGGUACACUGGCGACUGUUGGGUCUGACGGUCGCUUUAGCUUCUGGGAUAAAGACGCCCGCACCAAGCUGAAGACCUCGGAGCAGCUGGACCAGCCAAUCACAGCUUGCUCGUUCAACAACAAUGGCAACAUCUUUGCCUACGCCUCUAGCUAUGACUGGUCAAAGGGGCAUGAGUACUACAACCCUCAGAAAAAGAACUACAUCUUCCUGCGUAAUGCUACUGAGGAGCUGAAACCUCGGAACAAGAAAUGAUUUGUCCAGUGUCUCGCCUGUUUGCAAAAUGGAGGGUUGUCAAACACACACCUCAUGCCUGCAUGACCCUGUUCCUAUCCUGUGCCAACACCGAUGGUGGAGCUGUUGCUUGCAAAAAGACCAAUCACUUGGUCUUUCAUCUGCUUGGAAUUGGCCUGGCUAUUCUGUCCCAGCCACAGGCAUUCCAAUAGGGGUUGGAGAGUGAGGAGAUGAUAUUGUUUUGUAAUAUCUGAUAUUUUAUUUUCUAUUGUCAGUUGCUAGGUUUCCAUCGAAUUGGCGACAGACUUUUCAUGUGAAUAUUCGAAAAUCUGCUAAAACAAAAUCUAAAAACAAUAUGCACAUUUUCCCACCAGAGAUGUUUCCAUCCAAUUGAUUUGUUGUGGAUAGAAGGCUGUGCGUGAUGACAGUGCACAUAAAAAUAACUUUUGCGGUGAAAUUCCCAUGUACUAAAUAAAAAAUACA
Messenger RNA from Coregonus clupeaformis (lake whitefish), 1815 nucleotides. Its product is annotated as mRNA export factor. Gene Ontology annotation, biological process: transcription-dependent tethering of RNA polymerase II gene DNA at nuclear periphery; RNA export from nucleus. Gene Ontology annotation, molecular function: RNA binding; ubiquitin binding. The transcript has 13 exons. The record is from RefSeq and is a predicted model, not a curated record. Lineage: Eukaryota; Metazoa; Chordata; Actinopteri; Salmoniformes; Salmonidae. Bases 235 to 1353 code for a protein of 372 amino acids. Gene Ontology annotation, cellular component: nuclear pore.